UCCCGGAACUGUGUACAACUUGUGAAGUUUGAUCCUUCGAUCGAGCGAACUGUAGUCAUUGUCUAAUAUACAGCAUUUUGGUGUAAAUCUUGGCUCCUUCUCACCCAUGGGGAGUUGCAUGGGCAAGGAGUCCCCUGUGGACAAAAAAAGUGAUACAAACGACGAGCAAAAUGUGGACAAAUCUGCAGCAAGUUUAAAGGAAAUCGAUGUGAAUUCCGGACCUGUUCAACAACAUAGUGAUCGAUAUGUACCGGAGCCCCCACCGAGCUCACCGCCUCCCGAACCCACUCCAACUUCUGUGAAACCUCUCUACAUCGCUCUCUAUGACUACGAUGCACGAACAGAGGACGACUUGAGCUUUGCAAAGGGUGAGAUUCUUGAGGUAGACCCCGACGAUUUGUAUAACGACUGGUGGAGGGCUAAAUCUCGUAACACUGGCAAAUCGGGUUUCAUUCCCAGCAACUAUGUAGCUGCUUACGAAACUUUGGAAGCCGAAGAUUGGUAUUUUGGCGAAAUAAAGCGACCAGAGGCAGACAAGUUAUUGAAGACACCUAUCAAUGAGCAUGGAGCAUUUUUGAUCCGAGAAAGUGAUAAAGGUGGUUAUGCUUUGUCUGUGAAAGAUGGUGACAUGGUCAAGCAUUACAAGAUCCGCAAAAGAGAAUCUGGCAGCUUCUUCAUUGCCCACAAUAAUCCAUUUAGCACUCUGUCAGAUCUGGUUCAGCAUUAUACUCAAAAUGCAGAUGGACUCUGUGAUAUCCUCAAGAAGCCAUGUGUCAAAGUUGAGAAACCACAGACUGUUGGCUUGUCGCAUGACACUGCAGACAUAUGGGAAAUAUCACGUGACUCAAUCAGACUUACCACACGUCUUGGAUCUGGCAACUUUGGUGAGGUGUGGCAAGGGUUAUGGAAUGACACCACUCCUAUUGCUGUCAAGACAUUGAAGCCUGGCACAAUGAAUCCCAAGGCAUUCCUUGAAGAAGCUGAACUCAUGAAGAGACUGAUCCAUGACAAACUGGUUCAGCUUUAUGCAGUGUGCUCUAAAGAAGAACCAAUUUACAUUGUGACUGAGCUGAUGCCAAAAGGAAGUCUACUUGAUUAUCUGCGCAGCGAAGAGGGACGAAAGAAGAAGAUGGAAGAGCUGAUUGACAUGUCUUCCCAAAUUGCUGCUGGCAUGGCUUAUCUCGAGAAGCAUAACUAUGUCCAUAGAGAUUUGGCAGCGAGGAACAUUCUGGUUGGUAACAAUAACACUGUUAAGGUGGCAGAUUUCGGUCUGUCACGGGCCAUUGAUGAAGACAUCUAUGAAGCCCAUGAAGGAGCAAAAUUCCCCAUUAAAUGGACUGCGCCAGAGGCAUGCCUUAAGAACCAGUUUUCCAUCAAGUCAGAUGUGUGGUCAUUUGGUAUUCUACUGACAGAACUGGUAACUUAUGGAAGAGUUCCCUAUGCAGGGAUGAAUAACAGACAGGUUGUUGAAGAAGUAGACCGUGGUUACAGAAUGCCCAAACCAAACCUUUGCCCAGACAAGCUCUAUGAUAUCAUGAUGGCCUGCUGGAAAAAGGAAUAUGUAGAACGACCCACAUUUGAAACUCUGCAAUGGCAGCUGGAAGAUUUCUAUCAGACAGAUUCGAAGCAGUACAAGGAGUUGGCAAAAUAAUGGUUUUCCAUGACAAUGUUAUCCAAUCCCUUGCAAAAAAUACUAUACAAAAUCAUCUGUUAAAAUUUUUUUCAAGAACGGAUGUGAAAUGUGUAGGAAAGGAAGUAGUUUUCCAUUUAAGUAUCACUAUUAUGUUACUUUUUUUGCAUUAUUGUCAAUGUGCUGUAAACAACUGGCUAGUUUUAUCUGUUAACUUAAUCAGAUUGCAAAUUUUACUUGCAUCUACAAAACAUAAUUAGGAUAACUUGUUCGCACAAAAUCAGGAAUAUAAUGCCAAACAACAACAGUUGCUUUCUUCCUAAUCAAAUUAACCCUUAAGAUAUGUUUCCAGAAAAGUUGACCACCUUUUUAAGUAACCAAGGACAGAAUCUGAAAUUAAAGUACAUUUGAAUUUCUUGAGCAGUGAUUUGUGGAAAAAUAUUAUAUAUUUUCUUUUUUAUUAUUUUUAGAAGUUUCGAAGUUAGAAUAAGUCACCAGCAGAUAAAGAAAAACAAUUUUUUUAUAAAAAUUUUGGAAGCCUUGGGAUAUGAACACUUUGGCUGUCAAGAAAUCAACUUUUUCUACUAUGUACAUGUAAUGGGAAACUAUGGCAAAUAAAUGACAACAUGAAAUGCUUUUAAUUGGUGAUAAGGUAUUUGCUUAAAUACAGGUACAGAUUGAACUUACAAUGAUAACAAAGUGACUCUAGGUGUUUUGUGGAUAUAUAUAUAGAGCAGCAACACUGUACAACCAAUUCCAAAUUAUUGCAAGAUUGCCAAAUGGUUUCUUACAUUGAUAUAAAGGCCAACAUUAUGGGAAUUGCAUGAGAUCUCCACCUUAAUAUUACAACACAGUUUAACCAUGAAAGACUGGUUACACUGUAAAUCACUAUUGCAACUCUUAAUGAGGCUUCCAUUUGUUAACUUAGUGGGGAAAUGUUGGUAAUUGUUGUAUGUCUUGGUUGCGAGAUAUCAAAGUUGUAUAUUAACAGUAAGUUUAGCCGAGUUUCAAAUUUGACUUCACUUUAUAAUUGUGUAUUUCAUUUCAUGAAAACAAUCAUAUCACAAGUCACUGGGGCAGCCAUUACCACUGAUACCAAAUUAAGUAAUUACAAACAUACAGACAAUUGAUUGUAUAAUUGUUCUCUGACUGUCCAAGUUUUUCUUGUCAGUUUGUUUUUUUAAUUACAGUUGACAGACAAAUGUUGAAACUUAUUGAGUCUUAACAUUGUUAGUUGCAUGAACUGAAUAUUCACAUUUGAUAUUAUUCAACCGAGCAUUUAGGAUUUCAUUGUGGGGAGAAGAAAAUGUAAAAACUGACCCACUAAGAUUACAAGAAGAGUAAAAUUAAUACAGCUUGUAGGAGCAAAUGAGCAACUUGACUUGCUGUCUCAAUAUGUGCAAAGUUGCAAGAGAUUUAUUUUACUGUUCAUACUACAAAUUUUAAGCAAGGCAUUUUGUCUUGCAUUAAAUUUCCUCACCUUAUCCAGUUUAAUACAUAAAUUAAAACUAGUUGAGUCAAUACAAAGGUAGAGAAAAUUGUCUUCAAUGUUUUGCAUUUAUGCUGAUUGCUCAUGUUUUGAUCCUGAAGUCAACCAUGUCUUGGGUUCUUUGGUGAGAGUAAGAGUAAGAGCCCAAUUACAAUUGGUAUCAGUAGAAGUUUGUACAUGCUCUCUUCAACUAUCACCAGUCAAACUUGACUUGGCACAAUGCUGUCAGUAUCAGAAUUAUAUGGGAAGGGACCUUGUAUGUAAUUAUAUCUUUUCAUAUUUACUCAGUUUUUUUAUGUUAUAAGUCAAUCAUAAGUUUGCAGAGAAAUCUAUAAGAUUUAAUAAGUAAAGUAUAAAUAAUU
This is a messenger RNA of Stylophora pistillata, 3481 nucleotides long. RefSeq names its product tyrosine-protein kinase Src42A. Gene Ontology annotation, biological process: protein phosphorylation. The record is from RefSeq and is a predicted model, not a curated record. Gene Ontology annotation, molecular function: protein binding; protein tyrosine kinase activity; ATP binding. Lineage: Eukaryota; Metazoa; Cnidaria; Anthozoa; Scleractinia; Pocilloporidae.